This is a messenger RNA of Rhodofomes roseus, 1512 nucleotides long. RefSeq lists its product as uncharacterized. Lineage: Eukaryota; Fungi; Basidiomycota; Agaricomycetes; Polyporales; Fomitopsidaceae. Gene Ontology annotation, cellular component: ubiquitin ligase complex; cytoplasm. The transcript is spliced from 8 exons. The coding region runs from base 1 to 1512 and encodes 503 amino acids. Gene Ontology annotation, biological process: protein polyubiquitination; ubiquitin-dependent protein catabolic process; positive regulation of proteasomal ubiquitin-dependent protein catabolic process. The record is from RefSeq and is a predicted model, not a curated record. Gene Ontology annotation, molecular function: ubiquitin protein ligase activity; zinc ion binding; ubiquitin conjugating enzyme binding.
AUGUACGACGACUCAGACGGCUACCCCAGCGACUCAUACGACUCCGAUGUCGCGGCGAACGACUCCGAUUUCGAGGAGCCAGUGCCCGAGGACAAGGGCAAAUCGAAGUCGCCGGGUGUCGAGUACGAGAGCUUCUCUGCGGCGCGCCUCCAGCAGCGAGUAGAAGACGACAUCCGCACGGUGGCGAACAUCAUCGGGCUCGAGUCGCCCAUUGCGUCGAUCCUCCUGCAGCAUUUCCGAUGGAACCGCGACCGCCUCAUUGAGCGGUUCAUGGACGACUCCACCGCCGUCCUGGCCGAUGCUGGCGAGCCCGAGGACGCCCCAUCGUCGCCCAAUCCGCGGCCGUCCAAGCGGGCGCGCCUCGACACGCCGACAGAAUUCAUGUGCAUGAUCUGCUGCGACACCGACCCCGCGAACAUCUUCCGAUCACGGUGCGGGCACGAGUUCUGCGAGGCGUGCUGGGCGACGUACGUGACGGGCAAGGUCAAGGAGGAGGGCCAGUGCCUAUUCAACUGCAUGCAGGACGGGUGCAGGAUCGUGGUGGACGAGCCGUCGAUCGAGAAGCUCGUGGCGAAGCCUGUGUUCGAGCGGUACCGCGAACUGCUGCUCCAGUCCUACGUCGGCGCGCACCCCACGCUGCGCUUCUGCCCGCACCCGGGCUGCUCGGAGACGGUGCUCUGCGCGGGCGGGCGGGGCGCGAGCCUGCAGACGGAGGUGCCGACGGUGGAGUGCGGCGCGGGGCACGCGUUCUGCUUCGGGUGCGGGCUCGACUCGGACCACCGCCCGAUCGUGUGCAAGCUCGUGGAGUUCUGGCUGAAGAGCGCGCGCGAGGACGCGGGCACGUCGCAGUGGAUCAAGGCGAACACGCGGACGUGCCCGAACUGCAAGAACAGCAUCGAGAAGGCGGGCGGGUGCAACCGGAUAGUCUGCCGCCACUGCAACUUCCAGUUCUGUUGGUUGUGCAUGCAGAAGUGGGAGGUGCACGGGUACAACAACGAGGUGUGCAACACGUGGAAGGAGCCCGAGAAGGACGAGUCGAUGACGGCGGCCGGUCAGAACCUCGAGAAGUGGCUCUUCUACUUCGACAGGUUCAACAAUCACGAGCUCUCGUCGCGCCUCGACCAGGAGCUCGUCGAGCGCGCGGAGGAGAAGGUCGUCGAGGUGCAAAAGAGCAGCAACCUGUCGUGGAUCGAGGCGAGGUUCAUGCAGACUGCUGUCGACGAGCUGACGAGGUGUCGCCGGACGCUGAAGUGGUCCUAUGCGAUGGCGUACUUCCUCGUGUCGGGCAACCAGAAGCAGAUCUUCGAAGACAUCCAGGCUGAUCUGGAGAAGGCAGUGGAAGACCUGUCCCAGCUGCUGGAAGAACCGGUCGAGAAGGACACCAUCAAGGGCCUCCGACAACGUAUGAUGGAUAAGACAGUCUACGUCCGAGUGCGACACGAGAUGCUGCUGCGCGACACAGCGGAAGGCCUGGCCGAGGGCCGGUGGGAAUUCACCAUACCUAUGGAGUAG